CAAAACCCAAUUUCGAGACACGACAGACGUCGUGCACUCGUGAGAUAGGUCCCACAAAUGCACAAGGCUCGAAACUUAUCAAAUUCACACUCUGAUACCUAUCAAAUUCACACUCUGAUACCAUCAAAAUCUGAAGAUCAAAUCUUUAAAAUUUACUCCGAUAACAUAAAUCUCCAAAUACACUCUGGUUUACAAGAUCAUGAUUUACUUCUAGAAUCUAUAUCAAUCCCAAAAUGGCUAGCUUUCUAACUCGUCACUUCUCGUUGUUUCCCCGUCCUCGGUUUCACUUCCUUAAAUGAUGGACAAGGAAAAACUAUGAGAUAAACUCAGUAAGUAAUAUAUGGAGUGCCCUUAUUAAAUUUAUAGCAUGCCAACAAGUACAAUAACGAAAAAACGGAUACAGUACGGGCACGAAAUAGACGUCUCCUCUAUUCAUGGCCAGUGUAUUAAACUUCCCACUGGUAGGCUACACUUGAACGAACCGGUUCUAUCAAUAACAUGUCGACAUGUGCUAGCGUUUAACCCCCACUAGCAGGAUUACAAUCAAUAACAUAACCAUAUCAGAGACAAAACAGGCAGAAGUUCACAGAAAAUCAUUCUUUACCAAUCACUUUCAAAUCAUCAGGACAAUCAAUCAAAUUUCAAGUAGGCA
This is a messenger RNA of Rubroshorea leprosula, 652 nucleotides long. The record is from the annotation of a GenBank genome assembly. Lineage: Eukaryota; Viridiplantae; Streptophyta; Magnoliopsida; Malvales; Dipterocarpaceae.